This is a messenger RNA of Alosa alosa (allis shad), 2322 nucleotides long. RefSeq names its product T-cell surface glycoprotein CD3 zeta chain-like. The transcript has 7 exons. Bases 142 to 570 code for a protein of 142 amino acids. Gene Ontology annotation, cellular component: membrane. Gene Ontology annotation, biological process: cell surface receptor signaling pathway. The record is from RefSeq and is a predicted model, not a curated record. Lineage: Eukaryota; Metazoa; Chordata; Actinopteri; Clupeiformes; Clupeidae. Gene Ontology annotation, molecular function: transmembrane signaling receptor activity.
GUUACAGACGUUUCUGGAGGGUCUGCAACGAACAGUAGGCUACUAGCUCUAAUAAGAAACCAAAUCAGUAAAAGAAAGAAUAGCAAAGAAGAAGAAUUUUGAAGAAAAAGUACCUCGAGCAUCCCAAUUUAGGAAGCCGAUAUGGCCUGGCAAACAACCGUUUCUGGUCUUCUCAUGGUCUUUACGAUCCCUUCUGCAGACGCAGUGAACAUGUUUGACCCCAAACUCUGUUACAUCCUUGACGGCUUCCUGAUGUUCUACGGCGUGAUGAUCACAGCCCUCUUGGUUAAAGAGAGGUGUGGCAGGCCAAAGACCGCCCAAGGCUCAGAGAAGGCACUCUCAGGAAGUGGUCGUGAUGUGGAAAGUGGCUCUAACCGCGGACGUAGACAGCAAGAGGAGGAUCCAUACGCGCGCUUGAAUAAAACUACAGAGGAUACUUACAAAGAAAUCACUACGAAGAAAGAUCGUCGUCGUCAUAAAGAUGACCAGGUGUACCAGGACUUGAAACCUGGCAUCAAAGACACGUAUGACAGAUUGCACGCCAAGCCACGCCAUCCACCCCCGCGCUAAGAUGACUAGCUCAACUGAAACGAGCGGAUAUGAGUUUCUAUUUUCCCCUUGAUUCAAUAUACAAAACCAAUGACUCUCAUCCACUGAUUUUAUUUGCUCUUCACUUAAUUACUCAUAUCUAAUAUUAGUGGUUAGUUCACGUAUGAAACUCUUAGUCUAGAGAAAAAAAAUACAGAAAAACAGAAACUUAAACAGAAAGAAAUUGACAAAAUGGCUAGUUAGAGUAGCAUCAGUACCAGCAGUGAUAGCUUCACAGCUAUCACAAACAAGCUAACUAAAUCUUGUGACCGUCACUAGCAAACCAUUUCAUCUCUGUUUUGAGCAUUUCAUGCUAUGGGUUUGUGACCUUGACAAGAGCUAUAGGACUCAUUUUGACAGUUCCUGAGAAGCCAAGAGACAAAGCUUUACUAAUUUAUUUGGAACUAUAAGAACAACAUUAUGAAUAUCAUGUACAUACAUAUACAAUUAGCCUACAACUGCCUCUCAUACAGUAUACAUGCACAUAGUAGCCUAAUGGAUGCUUUGUUUAAAUGGUAAUUCACAUUUACAUUUAAAAUGCUGAUAUGCGUAAUGCUUAUUAGUUGGGUCAGUUGCUGUACAGAAAAAAGCAGGCUAGGUUACUGUCAAAGUGCUAUCAAAGUAGUCAAUAUUGAUGAAAGAGUUGACCUUAAAAUCACCUACCAGAAGGUUAUCGUGUCCUUGAAUUGAUUAAUUCUGCAGAUGAACAUAUACAUUUAUGAUUUUGAAAGCCUCCACUGGGCCGUAAACCUACUGUUCUCUAGUACCAAUGUUGAAAUUAUGAGGCCAUAGGCUAAUUGGACCAGCAGAUUAAGAUUUUCUUGUAUCAACUGAAGUUUUUGUUUCUUGCAUGUGCCUGAUAAAAGGUUAUCUUAUAGCUUAACUAGAUUGCUGAUAUACACACUAAAUGUAACCUGCUUAGAAUAAAUGAUAAAGUGUAACCUGUUUAGAAUGGAUAGCUAGCCAUAGCUAGCAUGACUUCAUCAGCCAUAGUGUAGCCUACUUUACAUCCUCUGCGGUUAUGUGUUGAAGAACAAGCCUCUGCAGCUUUCUCAAUAUCUGUUUUGUACAUUCACACUAUUGGCGAUCAAAAAGCUUCAUAGAUGUAUGGAGUACAAAAAGAAGUUAAGGAGCUGAAUGUAAAUUUAAUAUCUAGGGUCCACCGAACACAUGGGACAGGUUUAACUGUGGGAAGUGCAUGAUAGGCCACAUAACAUAUUUAGGACUUAGUAAAGGGUUACAAACUCCCAGCUAACCUCUUUGGGGAGGCAAUCACAAUUGUGCCAACAUGUAUCCACACUUGAGUGUCUUUCAGUCGAUGCAGUAAAGGGACACAAUGCAGGCUUCACCCUUUUUUGUGUGUUUUUGUAUAGGUAAUCUCAGAUAAAAAAGGGCAGAUAAAUAACCUAGUUCUUCUAGUUGGCUGUCCACUUUUCAACAGUUUGGUGCUCUGCUUUCCAAAUAUACAGUAGUUAACUUUGCCAUUACCAAGUAUAUUGUUGACUAAAUAACUAGUCAGUUGUGCUAAUGUGCUUACUUGUCUUAGAUUAAUUACCACAUGUAACCUACUGCCAUGUAAACCCUGCACAAGUAUAUCUUAAGGCUUUUAUUUGUUGUGAAUAAUUGUAUACCUUUGGUUAUGUAUCUAAAUAUGUUGUUGCUGUUGGAAACAUGGUUUCCCUUGUUCUUACCCUAAUUGAACUUAGAUUAAUAAAAAUAACUAUGAAAGCUUAA